Cyprinus carpio (common carp) is the source of this 2095-nucleotide messenger RNA. Its product is annotated as beta-arrestin-1. Gene Ontology annotation, biological process: signal transduction; G protein-coupled receptor internalization; visual perception. Gene Ontology annotation, molecular function: G protein-coupled receptor binding. Lineage: Eukaryota; Metazoa; Chordata; Actinopteri; Cypriniformes; Cyprinidae. The record is from RefSeq and is a predicted model, not a curated record.
GCGCGCGCUGCUUUCACAGCCUCUGCGCGAUGAUGGCGAGCUGAGAAAUCUGCUCCGCUUUGGAGAAUAUCAUCACCCACUCACCUCAGCACCCGCACACAUACCCUCACACACACAUCCAGAGAGGAGGGGAGAGAGAGAGACGGCGGAAGAGCUCUGCUAGAUAGUGUGGAUAGCAAACGGAAGCUUCUUAAGCCGUAGGAUUUUUCAAACUGCGUUUACUAUUCAUUACAUUCCCACCUGAAGGACCCCUAAAGCCGAGCGGCGCAGGAAAGCAGCGAGGAAUCACCGGCUUCUGCUUGUUUUAUGUCGGCAGCGCGGGGUUUGUCUGUUGGCAAGCGGCUGUGGAGAUGCUCCUGUAAUUGGAUUCAUCUGGAAAGCGCUCAAACCGCGAGGAGAGCUGCUUAAGUGACAGCGGCUCUCUAUAACGCAGCGUAGUAAAUUCUCUUUCUUUCAGCCUGCCUCUUCAUCUUUCUUUUUCCUGCGCUCAGCUCCAUCUCCCUCUCUUUUCUCGGCAACCCUCUCUCAUCUUGUUCCCACAGCAGAAGAGUUUCUGUCGCACGCAGAUCCUCGCGAUGGGUGAUAAAGGCACGAGGGUGUUUAAGAAGGCAAGUCCAAAUGGGAAGUUAACUGUGUACCUUGGUAAGAGGGAUUUCGUCGACCACGUGGAUCUUGUGGAGCCCGUCGAUGGUGUGGUUUUAAUUGACCCAGAGUACUUAAAAGAGAGAAAAGUUUUUGUGACAUUGACAUGUGCCUUCCGCUAUGGAAGGGAGGACUUGGACGUUCUUGGCUUGACGUUUCGCAAAGACCUCUUUGUGGCCAACAUCCAGGCAUUUCCUCCUGUGCCUGAAGAGAAAAAGAGCUUGACACGUCUACAAGAGCGACUGAUAAAGAAACUUGGAGAACAUGCUUACCCCUUCACCUUUGAGAUUCCGCCGAAUUUACCCUGUUCUGUCACGUUACAACCAGGGCCAGAGGAUACAGGAAAGGCCUGCGGGGUUGACUUUGAAGUGAAAGCUUUCUGUGCAGAAAAUGUUGAAGAAAAAAUCCACAAAAGGAAUUCAGUGCGUCUUGUCAUCAGAAAAGUGCAGUAUGCUCCUGAGAAGCCGGGCCCACAGCCAAUGGCUGAAACCACAAGGCAGUUUCUCAUGUCAGACAAGCCUUUACACCUGGAGGCCUCACUUGACAAGGAGAUUUACUAUCAUGGUGAACCAAUCAGUGUCAACGUCCAUGUCACAAACAAUACAAACAAGACAGUAAAAAAGAUCAAGAUUUCAGUGCGUCAAUAUGCUGAUAUCUGCCUCUUCAAUACUGCCCAGUACAAGUGUCCAGUGGCGACAGAGGAAACAGAUGAUAUUGUGGCCCCCAGUGCGACAUUUUGUAAGGUAUAUACUCUCACGCCUUUCCUCGCGAAUAACCGAGAGAAACGUGGCUUGGCUCUGGAUGGCAAACUCAAACAUGAAGACACAAAUUUAGCCUCAAGUACAUUGUUAAGAGAGGGGGCCAAUAAGGAAAUUCUGGGCAUCAUUGUUUCUUAUAAAGUGAAAGUGAAGCUGGUGGUGUCCCGCGGAGGGCUGCUUGGAGAUCUUGCCUCAAGUGAUGUUGCCGUUGAGCUCCCCUUUACAUUAAUGCAUCCCAAACCAUUGGAAGAAUCGAUUUACAGAGAUGCUCCAGAAAAUGAUGUCCCCAUUGACACAAACCUCAUUGAAUUUGACACAAAUGACGAUGACAUCAUCUUUGAGGACUUUGCUCGACAACGACUGAUUGGGGCAAAAGAUGAUAAAGAUGAAGACGAGGAGGGUGCCGAUUCGCCCAAACUGAAUGACAGAUAGAUAUGCAGAUGAGAGUUUCCUGUGUUGUGACGAUACAAGAGACCCUUUUGAGAUAACCUGGAAAAAUGGGACACCCUUUGACACACUCACAGUGGUGCAGUUGUUGUGUUCUUGUUCACAUUUGUCUCUUCCAUCCUGCAAGGGUGUACAGUAAAAACUUAAGUGUAGAAAAUGUGACCUUGUCGUUGAAGCGAUUAGAAGGUGAGAUUUUAGUUGAUAGGCCGGCCACUGAAUGCCUCGGAUAUUUGAGGGUCAUUGAUUUG